Eurypyga helias (sunbittern) is the source of this 801-nucleotide messenger RNA. RefSeq names its product cytoskeleton-associated protein 5-like. Gene Ontology annotation, cellular component: spindle pole; kinetochore; microtubule plus-end. Gene Ontology annotation, molecular function: microtubule plus end polymerase activity; microtubule plus-end binding. The annotation marks the transcript as partial. Gene Ontology annotation, biological process: centrosome duplication; mitotic spindle organization; establishment or maintenance of microtubule cytoskeleton polarity. The transcript has 5 exons. The record is from RefSeq and is a predicted model, not a curated record. NCBI's taxonomy places the organism in Eukaryota, Metazoa, Chordata, Aves, Eurypygiformes, Eurypygidae.
CAGGAAUUACUGUAAUUAUAGAGAGAACCUGAAUUACAAUGGGGGACGACAGUGAGUGGAUGAAACUGCCCAUUGACCAGAAAUGUGAACACAAGCUGUGGAAAGCCAGAUUAAAUGGUUAUGAAGAAGCCCUUAAGCUCUUCCAGAAGAUAGAUGAUGAAAAGAGUCCCGAAUGGUCCAAGUAUCUUGGAUUGAUAAAAAAAUUUGUGACAGACUCCAAUGCAGUGGCUCAGUUGAAAGGUCUGGAAGCAGCGCUCGCUUAUGUUGAAAAUGCUCACGUAGCAGGGAAGACAACAGGAGAAGUAGCAUCUGGAGUUGUAAAUAAAGUGUUCAAUCAGCCGAAAGCCAGAGCAAAAGAACUGGGUCUGGAUAUAUGUCUAAUGUAUAUAGAAAUUGAGAAAGGGGAAGCAGUACAAGAAGAAUUACUGAAGGGUCUGGACAACAAAAACCCAAAAAUCAUAGUAGCAUGUAUAGAGACACUGAGGAAAGCACUAAGUGAAUUUGGUUCAAAAAUAAUCUCACUGAAGCCAAUCAUUAAAGUAUUGCCAAAACUUUUUGAGUCUCGGGAAAAGGCUGUUCGAGAUGAAGCCAAACUCCUUGCUGUGGAGAUCUACCGUUGGAUACGGGAUGCCCUGAGACCUCCAUUGCAGAACAUAAAUUCUGUUCAGCUAAAAGAACUGGAAGAAGAAUGGGUCAAAGUGUCAUCAGCUGCUCCUAAGCAGACCAGGUUCUUGCGUUCCCAACAGGAGCUGAAAGCAAAAUUUGAGCAGCAGCAGGCAGUUGGAGGAGAUGCAGAUGGAG